Molecule: messenger RNA, 2196 nt
Organism: Arachis ipaensis
Lineage: Eukaryota; Viridiplantae; Streptophyta; Magnoliopsida; Fabales; Fabaceae
Product: putative WRKY transcription factor 3
Biological process (GO): regulation of DNA-templated transcription
Molecular function (GO): sequence-specific DNA binding; DNA-binding transcription factor activity
Source: RefSeq, a predicted model, not a curated record
AGUUCUUUUUUCUUUCAAGUUUCUACAAAGUGGACUUUGCGCUGAGUAUUCAAGAUAAACACCAAACCCACCAAUAUUUUCGAUCUCACUCUCAAUCUUAUUACACCAAAAACAUAUCAAAUUUAUCAAAAUCAAAUUCCAAAUCAUUUCCCAUUUCUUACAAGAGAAGAAAAAAGAAAAAGAAAAACACUUAAAUGUCCACCACCGACGCCAAUUCAGCGGCGGCGCCGCCGCCGCAGUCAUCUCGGCCAACCAUAACCCUCCCUCCUCGACCCUCCGCCGAGGCCUUCUUCUCCGGUGCCGGCGCUGGCAUCAGUCCAGGCCCCAUGACUCUUGUCUCUAGCUUCUUCUCCGAUGGCGGCGGUUCUGACUCCGACUACCGCUCCUUCUCUCAGCUUCUCGCCGGCGCCAUGGCGUCCCCGCUUGCCUUUGGCGGAGCUUCCAGGCCUCCCUUUCCGCCCCCCGAGAAUCCCGGCGAGAAUUCCGGUGAGGAAGGAGCGCAGAAGAGCUUAGGGUUCAAGCAGAGUAGGCCCAUGAACUUGGUGGUUGCUCGUUCUCCAAUGUUCACUAUCCCUCCAGGGUUGAGUCCUUCUGGGUUUCUCAAUUCGCCGGGGUUCUUUUCCCCUCAGAGCCCCUUUGGGAUGUCGCACCAACAAGCUUUAGCACAAGUUACUGCUCAAGCUGUGUUUGCUCAAUCUCAAAUGCAUAUGCAAGCUGACUAUCAGGCGCCUGCAGUAACAGCUCCGACAGCUCCCGCAAAUCUAUCAGUAGAGCAGCCAUCUUUUACUCAAAAUGAAGCUUCGCAGCAACAAGUGGUACCAUCUGUAUCAGAACCCAGCAAUGCUCAAGUGGAAACAUCGGAUAUUUCGAACACUGAUAAUAAGAAAUAUCAACCAUCUUCCAUGGUCAUUGACAAACCUGCAGAUGAUGGUUACAACUGGCGUAAGUAUGGGCAGAAGCAGGUUAAGGGGAGCGAGUUUCCACGGAGCUACUACAAGUGUACACAUUUGAAUUGCCCUGUUAAGAAAAAGGUUGAGCGUGCCCCCGAUGGUCACAUAACUGAAAUUAUCUAUAAAGGCCAGCAUAACCAUGAAAAGCCUCAGGCAAAUAGGCGUGUAAAAGAAAAUAAUGAUUCAAAUGGAAAUUCAAAUGUUCCACCCAAGUCUGAGUUGACUUCUCAGGGUUGGGUUGGAAAUGCAACUAAGGUUGCAGAAAGCAUGCCUGAUUGUUCGGUUCCUGAGAGUGACCAGACCUCCAAUCAAGGGGCAAGUAGGUUACCUGGAUCAAGUGAGAGUGAGGAAGUGGGUAAUGUGGAUAAUAGGGAAGAGGGAGAUGAUGGUGAGCCUAACCCUAAGAGAAGGAACACCGAGGUUGCGGUUUCUGAAGUACCUCUAUCGCAGAAAACCGUUACAGAACCCAAAAUCAUCGUGCAAACAAGAAGUGAAGUUGAUCUUUUGGAUGAUGGCUACAGGUGGCGAAAGUAUGGUCAGAAAGUGGUAAAGGGAAAUCCUCAUCCAAGGAGUUACUACAAAUGCACUAGUGCCGGAUGCAAUGUGCGAAAGCACGUUGAGAGAGCUUCGUCGGACCCCAAAGCCGUCAUAACUACUUACGAGGGAAAACAUAAUCACGAUGUACCUGCUGCUAGAAGCAGUAGCCACAACACAGCGAGUAACAAUUCAGUGCCUCUGAAACCGCAUAAUCCGGUGCCACAGAAGCAUCCUCUACUUAAAGACAUGGAUUUCGGAAGCAAUGACCAAAGACCGGUACAUCUGCGUUUAAAAGAAGAGCAAAUCAUAGUGUAAAUUCUGGCGCCAAUAUCAGUUAUGGAACAGAAUUCACAUGGUACAUAAUGAAGUUUUCUAGAAGUUGAAAGGAUAAAGAGAAACUGAAGGUGUAUUUAAAGUUGGAAAUGGUUAGUUCAUGUGUUUUGUUGUUUUGUUGUAUCUUUUGUAUGUAAGCAAACACCACCUUUUGUACAUCUAAAUUAUGGAACUGUUACUGUAUAAGAUGAUUUUCACACGUAUGAAGAUGCAUUCCAGAUUAAUGCUAUGGAGUAUGGACAUAAUUGUAAUUUCAAAUUAGUAGACUGUUCCUGUUACUGUCUAUUACAUCCUUGUAUAGGGCAGGCAGUUCUGGAGCAGAAAUAAAAUUAUUGAAACUUGAAAAGGUUUGUGGCAGCAUCACAUUAUUGAACUA